Micropterus salmoides (largemouth bass) is the source of this 6135-nucleotide messenger RNA. RefSeq names its product protein NLRC3-like. Lineage: Eukaryota; Metazoa; Chordata; Actinopteri; Centrarchiformes; Centrarchidae. Gene Ontology annotation, molecular function: protein binding. The record is from RefSeq and is a predicted model, not a curated record.
CAGGAUGUAACAGAAAUAAAUCAGAAACACUCAGGAACGGACAGAGAAUGAGGAGUGUUGUCUGUUUUAAUGUUUCUCUACAGUGUUUUUUAAAUUUCACUUGGAUGGGAGUUUGGCAGGCUUACACUCUACGAUGAAUGUAUCUGAGGAGCGAGAGGACGGGGUCCCCACCUCUAAAGUAACUUUCUCUGAGAAACAUGACAGUCAGACCAGAGCUAAGAGCCAGGUGAAGCUGGAGAGUGCAGACUCAUCUGGAGACAGCCAUAUGUUUAUGAAAACUGACAGGUCUAUGUCUGAGCCUCUUGGGUUCAACAAUGGAGGAGACAAUGAUAAGCAAAUCCCAAUGAACCAGGAGAGACCAGUGUCCAUGAGAAGUGACCGUUCUAAAAAUGAACCUAUUACGUUCAAGAGUGACGGGCCGAAUGUUGUGCCAAGAAACCACAUACCAAGUACAAACCUGUACAGCCUUAAUACAAGCAAAAAAAUGACUCCACAACCACGCCUAGUGAACCAGGAGAGACCAGCUGUUCCCAGCUGUGUGUCCAUGAGAAGUGACCGGUCUAAAAGCGAACCUAUUGAGUUCAACAAUGAAGGGCCGAAUGUUGUGCCAAGAGGUCAGGCUGUCAGUGAUCAGCUUGUCCAGAAGCAUCAAAUAGACUCCAUUUUCACGCUUCUUGAACAAGAAAUUGGGACUUAUGUGAAGAAUGAACUGAAGAAGCUUCAGAAACUUUUGAGUGCAGAAUAUCCAGACUGCUCUGAGAAGCUGAGAGAAGAUGAUGAAGUCAGGGGUGGUGAAGAAGAAGAGCACAGAAGCAGCAGCAGAGAAGCAUUUUUGACAAUCACACUGAACUUCCUGAGGAAAAUAAAUCAGGAGCAGAUGGCUGACGCUCUGCAGAGCAAGACUGCUGCUGCAAUUUGCCAACGUAAACUUAAAUCUAACCUGAAGAAGAAGUUUCAGUGUUUGUUUGAGGGGAUUGCCAAAGCAGGAAACCCAACACUUCUGAACCAGAUUUACACAGAGCUCCACAUCACAGAGGGAGACAGUAGAGAGGUCAAUGAUCAACAUGAGGUCAGGCAGAUAGAAGGAGCAUCGCAAAAACGUGCAAGUUUAGGAACAACAAUCAGCUGUGAGGAUAUGUUUAAAGCUUUGCCUGAAAGAGAUGAACCAGUCAGAACACUGGUGACAAAGGGAGUGGCUGGCAUUGGGAAAACAGUCUUAAUGCAGAAGUACAUCCUGGACUGGACUGAAGACAAAGCCAACCACAAUAUACAGUUUAUUUUUCCAUUCGCUUUCCGAGAGCUCAAUUUGUUGAAAGCAAAAAACUACAGCUUGGUGGAACUUCUUCAUCACAUCUUUCCUGAAACCAAAGAAGCAGGAAUCUGCAGGUUUGAACAGUUCCAGGUUCUGUUCAUCUUUGACGGUCUGGACGAGUGUCGACUUCCUCUGGACUUCCGCAACAAUGAGAUCCUGACUGAUGUUACAGAGUUGACUUCAGUGGAUGUGCUGCUUACAAACCUCAUUAGAGGUAAACUGCUUCCCUCUGCUCGCCUCUGGAUAACCACACGACCUGCUGGAGCCAAUCAAAUCCCUCCUGAGUGCAUUGACAUGGUGACAGAGGUCAGAGGGUUUAGUGACCCACAGAAGGAGGAGUACUUCAGGAAGAGAUUCAGAGAUGAGGAGCAGGCCAGCACAAUCAUCUCCCACAUCGAGACAUCACGAAGCCUCCACAUCAUGUGCCACAUGCCAGUCUUCUGCUGGAUCUCUGCUGCAGUUCGGGGGGUGCUGAAAACCAGCGAGGGAGGAGAGCUGCCCAAGACCCUGACUGAGAUGUACAUCCACUUCCUGGUGGUUCAGACCAAACAGAGGAUUGUAAAGUAUGACAGCAGGACAGUUACAGGCCAUGUCUGGAACACAGAGACCCAGAACACAGUUCUCACUUUGGGAAAACUGGCUUUUGAGCAGCUGGAGAAAGGAAACCUGAUUUUCUAUGAAUCAGACCUGAAAGAGUGCGAUAUUGACAUAAAAGCUGCCCCACUCUACUCAGGACUUUUCACAGAAAUCUUCAAAGAUGAGCGUGGGCUGAACCAGGACAAGAUAUUCAGCUUUGUCCACCUGAGCAUUCAAGAGUUUAUGGCUGCACUCUAUGUUUUCCUGACGUUCAUCAACACCGGUGUGGAUCUACUGAGAAAAAAGCGGUUCACCUCAGCACGGCGUAAAUCUAUCUUUAAACACCUCUACAAGAGUGCGGUGGACAAGUCUUUACAGAGUCCAAAUGGACACCUUGACUUGUUUGUCCGCUUCCUUCUGGGCCUUUCACUGGAGACCAAUCAGAUGCUCCUGCAAGGCCUGCUGAAAAAGACAGGAAGUAAACCAAAAGUCAAAAAGAUGCUAGUGCAGUACAUCAAGAAGUUGAUCAGGCACAAUCCUUCUCCAGAGAGAAGCAUCAAUCUGUUCCACUGUCUGAAUGAGCUGGAUGACAAUUCUCUAGUGGAGGAGAUCCAACAGUACCUGAGAUCAGGACAUUUAUCUGACAACAAUCUAGCUCCUUACCAGUGGUCAGCGCUCGUCUUCAUCUUACUGUCAUCACAAAAAGAUCUGGACAAGUUUGACCUGAAGAAAUUCUCUGCUUCAGAGGAGGGACUUCAGUGGCUGUUGCCAGUGGUCAAAGCAUCCAAAACAGCUCUGCUGAACGGCUGUAACCUCUCAUGGAAAAGCUGUGAAACUCUGGUCUCAGUUUUCACUUCCAAGAACUCUAGUCUGAGAGAGCUGGACCUGAGUAACAAUGAACUGCACGAUAAAGGAGUAGAGCUGCUCUCAGCUGGACUUAAGAGUCCACGCUGUAGACUUGAGAUUCUCAGGCUGUCAGAUUGUCUGGUCACAGAGAGAGGCUGCGCUUCUCUGGCUUCAGCUCUGAGCUCUAACCCCUCUCAUCUGAGAGAGCUGGACCUUAGCUUCAAUCAUCCAGGAGACUCAGGAGUAAAGCUGCUGUCUGCUGGACUGAAUGACCCACAGUGGAAACUGGAAACUCUCAAGAUUGAUCACUGUGGAAAACGUCGACUGAAGCGACCACCCUUCAGGUAUUUCUGUGAGUUUUCACUGGACCCAAACACAGCAGACAGAAACCUUUCACUGUCUGACGACAACAGACGAGUGAGGGUGGUGAAAGAGAAGCAGCCAUAUCCUGAUCAUCCAGAGAGAUUUGAGGGCUGGAAACAGCUGCUGUGUAGCGAAGGUCUGACUGGACGCUGUUACUGGGAGGUAGAGUGGGAAGGAAAGGUUAACAUAGGAGUGACAUACAGAGGAAUCAAGAGGAAAGGAGACAGGGAUGACUGCUGCAUUGGAUGGAACAAUCAGUCUUGGAGUCUGUUCUGCUCUACUCAGAGUUACACUGCCUGGCACAAUAACACACCAACAGACAUAUCUACAUCUCCGCCCACUGAUGCUAACAGAGUAGCAGUGUAUCUUGACUGGCCUGCUGGCACUGUUUCCUUCUACUGUCUCCCCUUCACAGUCUCCUCAGUCAAAAAGAUCCACCUCCACACCUUCCACUCCACAUUCACUGAACCUCUCUACCCUGCAUUUGGGUUUGGAAAAAUGCGUGAGUUUAAGACUGAAUCUAGACGGUUAGCAUCCUCUGUUUAUCUGUCACAGAUAGAAGAAUAAAUGUCUCUUGUAUAAAACAGUGGUUCCCAAAGUAAAUGGGUGCUGUGCAUGCCGGGGUUCCUUAAGACAGUGUCACAAGAUUCAUUUCCAAUUUUUUUCACGUUAAUGUUUUACCACGUUAAAGAGUCAAAAUCACCAGAUUAAAAACCCCGUUCUACAUGUUAUAUGUGCAUAUAUAUGGGUUUUCUAGAUGAAUUGUAGAUAGAAAUAAUGACUGUAAGAGCAAGUGAUGUAUAGUUUUUUUCACUAAAGCUAAAAGAAAUACUGAUACAAGAGCUCUCACCACAGACUGAGACCAACAGCCAGUUAAAAACCUGAAAUUAGACUACAAAGUGGAACAUGUCAUUUUGUGGAUACGCUUGCUGUCUCACAUCAAAACUACAUGUCUGUAGGACAAAACUAAUGCAGCAUAUACGAGACAUACCACUCUUUAGCAAAUAUAUUGAAUACCGCACAUUUUGGGAAAAAGUCAACAAUAAAUGCUGGCUCCUUGCCUGUAAUUCUUACUGCAAGAAUUGUAUUGUCAUACACACCAAAAACUAUAUAUAACAACUAUUCAACAUGGACAAAGACCAACAAACCUGAGCCGGUCAAAAGAACUGAAAUCAGUCUGCACAGCAAAAUCUACUUGACUUGCAUGACUUGUAUAGGGGAAGCUAGCAAUCUAAUAAUGGAUACUAAUAACCCACACAGUUUGAGAACCACUGCACUAGCAACAAGUAUGAAAAACAGAACCAAUGCAUGAUGUCAUAUAGUUUUUUUUAUAAAACCAAAAAUGUAAUCUAGAAAAUGUAAUCUACAUUUGAACAGGACAAAAGAAAUAUAUUUUAGGUUCAAUAUUUAUCUACAGAUCUGCACAGAAACCUAAUCAAAAACUGCUUCUUCACCUGUAAAGCAAUUAAGUCUUAAUUAAUUCACUUGAUGUUGGUUUAGUUAUACAUUAUAUACAUUGUACAUUUUACAUCAUUGUUCUAGGCCGUGUUAAGGCCAUUGUAGAUAUAAAAAAAAUGAACUACGGAAGUGGGGGAGAAAGGUAAUAUUCAGGGAAAAAAACAAGAUUAAUGUCUGAAAGUUACAAAAUGUAUGAGAAAGGUUUUUUGAAAAUACUAUUUUUUUUUUUUUAGAAAUACUUGUUGUUAGUGUCUCCGUACUGUAUUGAAAGCAUGCAGGCCAUGCAGAUGUCCCUCAUAUCUGGUUAACUGUCUGAAAGCUCCAUCUCGUCUCUUAUGUCUGCACUGACACUUGCCUUGUUUUAUUAAUGACUGAAAAUAAUGAUUAGUUUUUUUUUUCCCUUGUAAAUUUAAAACUUUAUUCUCCGAAUAUUACCCCCUGGCUUCUUUUUUAUUUAUUUAUUUAUUUUAUUUUACAAUGGCCCUGAUACACAAUUUAAGUUUGUUGAGUGAUUGAUUGACUGAUUUGUGUGACAGCAACAAUCACCUUCAGGCAACUGAAACAAAUCUGGGUUCUUCAAGUGAACUUUUUCAAACAGAACAGAACAGAUAAGAUUUCUCACAUCACUGCACAUCCUCAACAACCCUGCUCUUCAGGAAUACCUUUAUGUCUGCCUACCUCAAUUGCCAGUGGUACCAGUUUUUAGAUGAACACACAAUGACCUCUCCCUCUCUUUAAAUUAAAUGUUAUCUAAGGUUCUGUGUAGUAAUGCUCUUUAUUUGACCAUAGUUUCUGAGAUACCUAUACCUAUACCUACAAUACCUAUCUGAUGUUUAAAAUUAGCCAACAUAAGCCCAGUGGUGGAAUGUAACUAAGUACAUUUACUUAGUUACUGUGUUUAAGUACAAUUUUGAUGUAUGUGUACUUUAUUUGAGCAUUUCCAACAUAUGCUACUUUAUACUUCUACUCCACUACAUUUUAUAGUAAUUACUUUCUACACAGAAGUGAGACAUUUGUUCAAUAAAAUCAAUAAAAAUAAAAGGUGUGAUUUUAUAUUUCCACCAAAAGGAGGCAGUACCCCUCUUUCAUUUAAACAGAGACAGUUAGGAUAAUGGGUGGUCAAUUAGUUUGUCAGUGUACGAUUUUUUAUCAGUUAUUUGCUUUAGAUUGAUAAACUGAGAUGUUCCAUGUCUGUAUACUCCAGUCAAAGAAUAAAAACUAAUCACUUUAAAGGCAGGUUUCAGUAGCUGGAGCAGUGACACAUCUUCUGCUUAGUGGUAUGUUGACAGCAAAUCAAUCAAAUAAUCAAUUUUAAUGGGAAAAUCAGGUUGUUCACUAACACUGUGAGUCAUUAACUACAAUGCACAAAAAGCCCACAUGUUUUAUUCAAUGUAAAAAAUAUUCCAUUACAAGUAAAAGUAAUGGAUAACUAUUUAACUAAAAGUACAGAAGUACAAUAUACAACAUUAUGAAAUUAACCCUGUAAAGCCUGAACUAUCAAACAACUGCCAGAAAAUUCAAAGGUUUUGAAUAUGGAGUGGUUAUUAUACCUAAUGCCAAAUAAAAAAAAAUUAAUAGCC